Drosophila mauritiana is the source of this 2823-nucleotide messenger RNA. It is a transcript of the gene Rph, whose product is annotated as rabphilin-3A. Gene Ontology annotation, biological process: intracellular protein transport. The coding region runs from base 205 to 2121 and encodes 638 amino acids. Gene Ontology annotation, molecular function: small GTPase binding. The transcript is spliced from 5 exons. The record is from RefSeq and is a predicted model, not a curated record. NCBI's taxonomy places the organism in Eukaryota, Metazoa, Arthropoda, Insecta, Diptera, Drosophilidae. Gene Ontology annotation, cellular component: membrane.
GUUGCGUCAGUCGCACACCAGCUGCUCACGCAUUCGGACGUGUUUUCGCAUCCGUUUUCGCAACCGAUUCGCAAACGCUCCGCAGCUCGGUGCCGCCAACAACAGUUGGGCCCCAAAGCGAAUAACACAAACAAGUGGCCAGCGGACUGGAGUUUCGGCGGGCCGGAGUCUCCAUAUCCAAAUAUAAUGUGACAGGACGACAAGAUGGACUUCCAGAAUCGCAACAAUACGGCCAACAAGUUUGUCUGCCCCAGCGACAGGCAACUGGCCCUGCGUGCCAAAUUAAAAGCUGGCUGGAGCAGUUCCAAGACCAGUGAGCCGCUGCGUCCCGAGGAGCAGGAGGCCAUCAUAUCGGUGAUCCGGCGCAACGAGGAGAUCGAGGUGGCCGAGCGGCAACGGGUUGGCCGCCUGGUGGAGCGCGUCGAGAAGAUCAAACAGCAUGCCGUGGAGCGGGGACCCAAUUGCUGUCGCCUGUGCGGCGACACCUUCGGUAUCCUGCGGCCGCAGCGCAUCCUGUGCGAGGACUGCCGCCAGUCGGUGUGCGCCAAGUGCAGCGUGGACAUUAACAUCCGCUACCACACCAGCGAGCGGUCCCGCGAGAUCUGGCUGUGUCGCAUCUGCUCCGAGACGCGCGAGAUGUGGAAGAAGUCCGGAGCGUGGUUCUUCAAGGGUCUGCCCAAGUACGAUAUGCCGCGCAGCGCCAGUGCCACGCCCAUUCCCAACCCAGGACCCGGAUCCAUGGCAGGCGACACGCGGGCUGUUCAAAGUUGUCAUGCGACGCCAACACGACCGGCGCGGGUGAAGAAGCUAACGAUACGGGUGAACGACAGCAGCUCCAGCAGCAGCGGGCACUCGGAGCCGGAGGACGAGGUGGACACUGGAGUAGGAGUAGGCGUCGGCGUAGUCGGUAGUGGCAUGGCCAAGGGCAUUGCCUCCACUCGUUUGCAGCGGGAGGAUAGCUUCCGGCUGAGGGCCUACGGCUCCAUACGCAGCUUUAUCGACGGCGGCGAACGGAAGUUGUCUAACUCCUUCUUCUUCAGCCGCCAGCAAAGUCAACGGCCAUCGGAGUGCCCGGAAUACGACAGCGUCAGCAUGUCGAAACUGAGGCGGGAGAGCAGCUUCCUGCGGCGCGGCUCCGUCAGCUCCUCCUGGUCGAUUAGCGACAGUUCCGGCUCUGGAUCGAACAACUCCGGCAACUCACAAACGCAGUCGCAGUACCAGCAGCACCAGCAACAGCUCCAGCAGCACUGUCGGGAUCCCCUGCUCGGCUGGCUGGAGAUAGCCAUUAGCUAUCGUGAGGCCUUCCACAGCCUCGACUGCACCAUGGUGCGUGCCCGAGAUCUGCCCGCCAUGGAUGCGGCCGGCUUGGCGGACCCGUACUGCAAGCUCAACAUCAUUACGCCGGAGGCGCACACCAAGUACACGCGAUGGCAGCGCACAAAGACGGUGCACAAGACCCGCAAUCCGGAGUUCAACGAAACGCUGCAGUUCGUCGGCGUGGAGCCCGAGGAGCUGGGUAACUCGCUGAUUUACGUGGCUCUUUUCGACGACGACAAGUACGGCCACGACUUCCUCGGCGCGGCCAAGGUCUGCCUUUCCACGGUGCACAGUACGUCGCAGUACCGGAUUUCGGUGCCACUCGGCGUGGAGGACCAGUAUAGCAACGCGGCGGAGAUGGCCCAGAACUGGCCCAACGGCAAGAUGCUUCUCUCGCUCUGCUACAACACCAAACGAAGGGCGCUGGUGGUGAAUGUGAAGCAGUGCAUCAACCUGAUGGCCAUGGACAACAACGGCAGCUCCGAUCCCUUCGUCAAGAUCCAACUCAAGCCGGAUGCGCACAAGAACAAGAAGCACAAGACCAGCGUCAAGUGGCGCACGCUCAAUCCCAUCUACAACGAGGAGUUCUACUUUGAGGCGAGUCCGCACGACCUCAACAAGGAGAUGCUCAUCCUGACCGUGUGGGACAAGGAUCUCGGCAAGAGCAACGACUUCCUGGGCAGCCUGCAAUUGGGCGCCCAAAGCAAGGGCGAACGCCUGCAGCAGUGGCUCGACUGCAUCCGAUUGCCCGAUCACUUCCACGAAAAAUGGCAUUGCCUCGCCCCCGACAAUCCCGCCCACUGAGUAGCCCUAUCCGAUCCCAACGCCAACCGAUCCCCAGUCCAAUCGAUUCGAUCUUAUCUGUACCGAUGUGGAUCUUUUUCCUGUAGAACACAUUUGAACGAACUGAUUUCUCAGCCCAGUCAUGGAAAUACGAACCAUAUCUUUUACGUUAAGUAGUUCAGGAACAUAUUAAUGCUAGCUUUUCUUUCAUUUCUACAGCUUUUUUAACUUUAAACAGUUAAUAAUUGAAUACUUUGUAAUUUUUAAAGAUAUAAACUGCAUGCUUUGCUAGAUCGAAUCAAUAUUAAUAGGUAGCUCAAAGGACGAUUUGCAUAUGACUACGCUGAGAAAUGAGGUCGUGAAAAUGAGGCUUUAGUUCCAAAUAUACACAUAUAUACAUAUACUAACAUAUACAUAUAUAUUAUAUACAUAUAUUUUUGAUAAGCCUGAAUGGGUGUGAGCAAGCAAGAAGAAGCUAAAGAGAGCGACAAAUAUUGUGUGUGUUGAGUGACUGCUUUCCAAAAAUCUCGUACGUAACCCCAAUUUUCUAUGUCUAUACUUUGGCUCUUAUCGGCAUUUUUGUACACUGUAUAUAGCUUGUUUAAGUGUCCUUACCAAGGGUUAACCAACAUCAAAAUCUUUUCGAUUCAUUGCUAAAUUCAAUCUUUAAUCCAACGUAUACUUAUGUACUUCAAUAUAUCGAAAUAUAUACAUCUAUAUUCU